GAGGCGGCUUUGGCCCGGAUGUCCGGGCGCUGCGGCCGGGUCGGCUGAUCCACGAACCUCUCCAAGGAAACCUACAAGCUGCCGAUGGAUGUUACUAUACUGGCAUUUGUUUUUAAAAAGCUGUCGAUAUUCAACCAGCAUGCCUUGGACUUUAUUGUGGGAAGACCCUGUUAUUUAAAAACGGCUCAACUGAAAUAUAUGGAGAAUGUGGGGUGUGUCCAAGAGGACAGAGAACAAAUGCACAGAAAUAUUGUCAGCCUUGCACAGAGUCUCCAGAACUUUAUGAUUGGCUCUAUCUUGGAUUUAUGGCUAUGCUUCCUCUUGUUUUACAUUGGUUCUUCAUUGAAUGGUACUCAGGGAAAAAGAGUUCCAGUGCCCUUUUCCAACACAUCACUGCAUUAUUUGAAUGCACUAUGGCAGCUAUCAUCACCUUACUUGUGAGCGAUCCAGUCGGUGUGCUUUAUAUCCGUUCAUGUCGAGUGUUGAUGCUUUCUGAUUGGUACACCAUGCUUUACAAUCCAAGUCCAGAUUAUGUUACCACAGUGCACUGUACUCAUGAAGCUGUCUACCCACUAUACACCAUUGUAUUUAUCUAUUAUGCAUUCUGCUUGGUAUUAAUGAUGCUGCUCCGACCUCUUCUGGUAAAGAAGAUUGCCUGCGGGUUAGGGAAAUCUGAUCGAUUUAAAAGUAUUUAUGCUGCACUUUACUUCUUCCCAAUUUUAACCGUGCUUCAGGCAGUUGGUGGAGGCCUUUUAUACUAUGCCUUCCCAUACAUUAUAUUAGUAUUAUCUUUGGUUACUCUGGCUGUGUACAUGUCGGCUUCCGAAAUAGAGAACUGCUAUGAUCUUCUGGUCAGAAAGAAAAGACUCAUUGUUCUCUUCAGCCACUGGUUACUUCAUGCCUAUGGAAUAAUCUCCAUUUCCAGAGUGGAUAAACUCGAGCAAGAUUUACCCCUUUUGGCACUGGUACCCACACCAGCCCUUUUUUACUUGUUCACCGCAAAAUUUACCGAACCUUCACGGAUACUCUCAGAAGGAGCCAAUGGACACUGAAUGCAAAAUUCCAAAAAAACCUAAGAAGUGUUCUUAAUAAAAAGAAGUAAAGAAAUAAAAAAAUGUAUUAGUACUCUUCUGUCACACAUGGGAAUAUGAUUGUCAGUACACCUAAUGUUAUGGGGGGUUUGUUGUUUGUUUUCUUUUUUUGACUUAACAGAUUUUGUGGUUUGAUGGAAAAUACAAAAUACCAUAAUUCUCCAUUACAUAGUAUAACACACCAUACACUUAGAGCACACGGUUAUAUUACACUAGAAGCCUAUUAGGAAGCACUUGCCUCUUGCAACAAUUUAGCUAUUCUUUUGUGCAAAAUCAUGUUUCUGUGUACCUAGCAAUGUGUUGUUCCCAUUUUUAUUAAGAAAAACUGUAAGAAGUAUAAUCUGAAAUCCUUAGCAUUGGCAUAAUUGUGCAUGCCUGUUGUGUUUCAGUUUGUUUUUCAAGUAUACUGAAUUAUAAAGUCAAAUGUAUUUGUGGGGUCUGAUAGCAAACAUGGAAAUCAAGUAUGUUGUUUUUUGUUAUCUAUUUAUUUUCACCAAUACAGUAUUUUGAUCUCUUACAAAAAUAGAGCAUAAUUUAUAUAACAGGUCUUUUGUUUUAGGUAGUUUGGUUGAAGACAUCUUCAGGUUAUUCCUGUUCCUGUAAAGAAAAAUGAUAAUAAAACGCUUAACUACAAAAAAAUCUCAAAUAUCUGGCAUUUAAUUGUAUUUGCCACACUAAUUGUGGAAAUAAUUCAAAAUGUUAAGUAGUAAGAUUAGUGUCUCUUUCCCAAAUGAAUAAAUAUACUUCCUUCCCCCAUAUCUCAUUUUUGAGGAUAUGUGCAUGUGCCAUAUUUUAUGAAUCCUGAGACAUAAUUUUUGUCAUAUUGUGAUAUCUCAAUUGAUGGCUUCUUAGAUUUAACAAAAUACAGAAUAUAUACAGUAUAUAAAGUUUUCCUGUGGUUGGUUGUUAAUACUUGUGCUGUGAUUUUUAUGCUCUGAAGUCUUCAGGAGACAUUAUUGGGAGCAAAAUAAGAUUUUUGCACUUAAUAAUCUGACCCUCUUUAUCCAUUUGUAUUUUUAGAAGGUUAUUUCCCUUUUCUGCUCAUUGGUGAGGGUUGCAUGAGUUUGUUAAAUCUCAAACUUUUAAGGCUUCCAUUGACAGUUGCAAAAUAUAAAAGAAAAUGCACUCACUUUUUCUGUAGUUUUGUACCUUUUAAAUUCACAGCAGUUAUAUCCUUUAUUUUGUUAGUUUUUCUUCGUUGAUGUUUUUUUCAUAGUACAUUCAACCACUGGGAGAUGGAUUCUUUUGAUGGGACUCUGUUUCUUCUUAUUUUCUGUAGAAAUAAAUAAAAUGUAAAAAUUCUAUAUGUAUCUUAUAUAGGUUUAUGUAGUUACAAUUUUAAAUUGCCCCAAGAAUCCUCAACUGGACGACUGUAUAAUGGGUGGGGGCGUGGGGGGGGGAUGGUGCUGAGGGAUCAUGCAUCUGAUUACCAGGACUAUCUUUUUGUUGCAGUACAUUUGGAGUCAUUUUAAUAAUUAUUUUCCCCUCCAGUGUCCUCUUCUAGCAGAAAAAUGUGUAUGCAAAAGGAGAAAUCGUGCAAGUAAUAUGAUUACAAGGCCUCAAAUGCAAGGAAUUUCAGGAAUACUUCAUACAUAUUUGCAUUUUUAAUUUGCUUCCUUAAGAACAAGACUAGAACAAUUCAUAGCAACUGUGGUUGCUAAUGUUACUAAAUAAUUUGUUAAAAUGGUCAUUAAAAAUAUA
Balaenoptera acutorostrata (minke whale) is the source of this 2792-nucleotide messenger RNA. It is a transcript of the gene JKAMP, whose product is annotated as JNK1/MAPK8 associated membrane protein. Gene Ontology annotation, molecular function: ubiquitin protein ligase binding. Gene Ontology annotation, cellular component: membrane. Gene Ontology annotation, biological process: response to unfolded protein. The record is from RefSeq and is a predicted model, not a curated record. The transcript is spliced from 7 exons. Lineage: Eukaryota; Metazoa; Chordata; Mammalia; Artiodactyla; Balaenopteridae. Bases 306 to 1052 code for a protein of 248 amino acids.